Penicillium brevicompactum is the source of this 1071-nucleotide messenger RNA. RefSeq lists its product as uncharacterized. Bases 1 to 1071 code for a protein of 356 amino acids. Gene Ontology annotation, biological process: NADPH regeneration. The record is from RefSeq and is a predicted model, not a curated record. Gene Ontology annotation, molecular function: nucleotide binding; oxidoreductase activity. The transcript has 3 exons. Lineage: Eukaryota; Fungi; Ascomycota; Eurotiomycetes; Eurotiales; Aspergillaceae. Gene Ontology annotation, cellular component: cytoplasm.
AUGUCUGAAAAGCUUCAAGUAGCAGUCGCCGGCAUUGGCCGCAUGGGAAUGCGCCAUGCCCGACACUUUGCAACACUCACACCCCGCGCCGAGCUGAUUGCCGUCUGCUCGCCGGUGCAGGCCGAGCUCGACGCCGCAAAGAAGGAGUUCGGCGUCCGAACAUACCUCUCCUUCGAGGACAUGCUCGCCAAGGAAAAGACCCUGCAGGCUGUCGUCGUCGCCAGCGCUACCACCGUCCACGCCGAACAGGCUAUCAAAGCCAUUGAAAAGGGCUACCACGUUCUAUGCGAGAAGCCACUCAGCACAAGUCCCGAAGUCUCCCAAACAGUCGUUGACGCUUACCGCAAAUCCAUCAAAUCCUUCCCCAAGCAAAAAGUCAUCUGCGGAUUCUCGCGCCGCUUCGACGCCUCGUACCGCGAUGCCUUUGCGCGCAUGUCAAACGGCGACAUUGGCACACCAUCCGUCUUCCGCUCUCAGACAUGCGACAAGCUCGACCCGAGCGGAUUCUUCGUCGCAUACGCCGAGUUCUCCGGCGGUAUUUUCGUAGACUGUUCUAUCCACGACAUCGAUCUUGCACUGUGGUUCUUCGGCGAGGACAGCAAGGUGAAGAGCGUGACUGCCGUAGGCAUCACAGCCGUGCAGCCCGAUCUACGAAAACACAAUGACCGCGACAAUGCAAUUGGAAUUAUUGAAUUCUAUGGCGGCAAGAUUGCACAGCUUUACUGCUCGCGUAUGAUGGCUGCGGGCCAGAUGGAUUGUACUGAGGUUUUCGGUACGAAUGGACAGAUCGCUGUUAACACACAGCCGCAGUCGAACUUAGUGAACUUGUUUGAGUCUACGGGUGUGCGUCGUGAGAUCCCGCCUGAUUACUAUGGACGGUUCCGUGAGGCGUUCGUUACAGAGGCUAAUGAGUUCACUGCUGCUUGUUUGGAUAACCUUCCUCCGCCUAUGUCCUUGGAGGGAGCGGUUAAGGCGGUUCGCAUUGGUGCUGCUUUGCAGGAGAGCUUGAUCUCUGGGAAGAAGAUCGAGUUUGAUGAGAGCGGAAAGCGUGUUGAGUCUGCUAGACUAUAG